AUGCCAAAUUCAGAUUUAUUUAUUUCUAUUUUAUUUUUAAUUUAUUAUGUAAUAUAUAUAUAUAAAUAUAGAAUAUAUAGACAUUCUUAUGAAUACCUACAAUAUUCAAGUAAAUUUAUUAACCAAUUUUCAUUUUUUGGUCAGAAUGAUGAUGAUGAUGAAGCGGAGGACACAACUUUGAAACCCUCGCCAGAUGCCAAGACCAACUUCAUUUUCAUUAAACCUCUCACUCAAGAUUUGCCUGCCGGUCAGGAAGUGAGAGUGUUGAUUGGAUUCACCAACAAAGGUGAGAAGGAGUUUGUUGUGGAGACCAUUGAUGCCUCGCUCAGAUAUCCUCAAGAUUUCAGUUACUACAUUCAAAAUUUCACAACUUACCGACUCUAUCAACCGAUUGAACCAUCGAAAGAGGCAACUUUUGAAUAUCGUUUCAUUCCCAGUGAUACUUUGUCUUCACGUCCCUUCGGCCUGGUCAUCAAUGUCAACUACAAGGAUGUCGAUGGUGCAGCCUACUUAGAUGCAAUCUUCAACUCCACGAUCAACAUCAUCGAGCCAGACGAGGGCCUUGAUGGAGAAAUAUUUUUCCUGUACAUUUUCCUGGUUGCAAUUGUCAUCCUAGCAGGAGUUGGUUUCUAUCAUCUGGCCACUUCUUUCAAGAAGAAGCAUUUGGGUUCCAAACCAAAGCAAGCAGUCGAGCUGGGAACUCAGAACAAGGGAGAUGUUGAUUAUGAUUGGAUCCCCAAAGAGGCAUUGAUCAGUAGUGAGUUGGGAUGA
Molecule: messenger RNA, 771 nt
Organism: Helobdella robusta
Lineage: Eukaryota; Metazoa; Annelida; Clitellata; Rhynchobdellida; Glossiphoniidae
Exons: 6
Coding region: 1-771 (256 amino acids)
Cellular component (GO): endoplasmic reticulum membrane; endoplasmic reticulum
Source: RefSeq, a predicted model, not a curated record